UGCCGUAUCUAGGACCUAAUAUCUUUGGUAUUGCACAUUCAAAGAUUAACGUCGCCAUGGCCGGAUAGGUCUCGCUGUUACCAGCAAGGGGUAUCUACACUGCGGAAAGCCAGAUGUUUCUACAGAUUUAGUGCUGAAGAAACUCACCAAAGAAGAAGAAGGAUUAACUUUGACUUGCUUUGACUACAUAUUGUGCCAAGCGAAGGAAAGACACUUCAAGAAAAUCAAUAAGCUUCAAAGGAACAAUUCUUCCUUUAUUUUCAGAAAAUGGACUUGCGAUGUUUUACUGGUCGCGGAAAGUCAAAAAUAUAAGGCAAAAAGAACAUAAAGUCACUUACGGACGAUGCCUUUGUCGAAGAGCUCGAGCCCAGCCUCAAAAUACAACAAAACAUACGUAAGGGACACUGUGUAUUCAGUGGCUGUUGCGAACUUACCCGAACGAUCGUCGUUAGUGUAUAGCCGAAUUUAGCCGGGUUUUAUUUUCUGUGGAUUUCCAAUCGGGAGUCCGAGCUAACUCGCAAGUCUCAAACAUACGUAAGGAUUAAAAAAUGGACAUGGUCAUUUCAAGUUUGCAACAGCAGAGGCAGGUGACAGAACAACUUCGCCGAGAAGCUGCAAUCAAACGAAUCACAGUCAGCAAAGCCUGUGAGGACAUCAUGAAGUACAUCACCGAACACGAGCAAGAAGAUUGUUUGCUCGUUGGUUUCUCUUCACAGAAGUCCAAUCCCUUUCGUGAGAAAAGCUCCUGCACUCUUCUCUAGUCGAUGCUUGCUGUGUUCAUUUUGAUUUUAAAUAAAUCAAAGCUCACAUGUUUUCCGUUAAUCUGAAUCUCUAUAACUAUUACUAUUAUUUUUAUUUCGAUGUAUGAUUUAUAUAUCAUUUUACCGUUUGUUAGGCUGAAAUUAAUAAAAUUUUCAUUCUGUUACAUUACACUUUUAACCAUCAUUCAAAGCACGUAUGCUUUAUCGGAAAAAUAAAGAAAUGAGCGUUAAUUAUUCCUCACUACACUUUCUACUAAAACAAUUUCGUACACACGAUUUUUUUUACUUUUUUCAAUUGAAUCUAAUUUUAUGAAUAGAAUUAACUCAGGACCUACUGUUGCCUUAUAAAGAACCUAAUACUGUAUUCAGUAUUGUAAUCAGAAAUAAUUGUAAUUCUGAGAGAAAGAUUGUUAAUUAGUAGAAAAAUAAAUUAUAAAAUAUUUUGUAAAAUAUAUUUACAUUCGUCGAAAGUA
Messenger RNA from Belonocnema kinseyi, 1234 nucleotides. It is a transcript of the gene Ggamma1, whose product is annotated as guanine nucleotide-binding protein subunit gamma-1. Lineage: Eukaryota; Metazoa; Arthropoda; Insecta; Hymenoptera; Cynipidae. Gene Ontology annotation, cellular component: heterotrimeric G-protein complex. Gene Ontology annotation, biological process: G protein-coupled receptor signaling pathway. The transcript has 3 exons. Gene Ontology annotation, molecular function: G-protein beta-subunit binding. The record is from RefSeq and is a predicted model, not a curated record. Bases 549 to 761 code for a protein of 70 amino acids.